GGGCCUUUAAUUGGGACAUGCGCAUCGCGGUCCAAUUAAUUUUGAAUAAUUAAUUAGCACAAUAAAACACUUCUCAUUCAUGUUAUUUUUAGCCGAGGCAUUAAGUCGCUGUCUGAGAGCUUGCUCUAAGCUGUCGAAGGCGAGUUUAGCUGUGGACAAGCAUCCACGACGAGAAAUUUCCAGCGGGAAGUGCAAAUACACUGCGUAAGUCAGGCCUAACGAGUGUAAUGAACUUUUCGCUCUGGUAUUUUCCUUGUUGAUCUUUCAUUGGCAGUGCACGCCGUAAUUACCAAAGCCGUGUAAUAAUUAGUCGCCAUGUUUGGCAACUGCUCCAGGAGUCAGCAGACGUAGCAGGAAUUGAGCCAGUAGCCUCCCAAGCUCCAGCCGCCCAACUCAGAGUGCUGCCCAUACCCUUGGUAAUAGAGGCAGAAAAAAUCAACCCAAUCAACCACGGGUCUUCCUUCGAUUUCAAGUAGAAGACACCAUAGGCAAACUCUUCAUAACUAACCAUCCAGUAUUUCAAUGUGUGCAGUCAGUGAACAGCGACUGAAAUGAAUCUGACGGCACUUAUUAACGCAGAGACCAAGCGAAGUGAACGCCAUUAAAACAUCUUGAAGCUGGGAUAUUUACAGAGGAAGAUUGAGAGAGACAGUUUGUAGAUAUCCAGCCAGAACAGACAAGAAAAAAGUGAGAAGCUUACUCCUCAUUGAAGGUGGACGCGUUAUUUGUUUGUAACCACAGCCAUUGACAGUUGACAGGAAAAGACAACAAAAAAAAGGUGUGGACAUUUUUUCCUUGGAGUCAUGAAACAACAGAGCAUAUUCCACCACUUGAAAUGAGCUUCCUCCUUUCCGAUUGGCUGGUGUGAUGUUAAUGAUAUAACCAUGGGUACUGGUCAAGCCAGGAGAGGGUUAUUGUGACUGAUGUCCAGUGUAGUGGUCAGUUGGGACCCUGUGAACACACCAUGGCUUUAGAGGCAGCGUCCCUGGACAAGAUCAAUGAGAAUCUCUCCAAGCUGCAGUCGGUCAGCCAGGUGGACGCAUUGACCAGUGACCACCACCACCACGCUGACCUGAUUGCAGAGAAUAAUCAGGAUGUGACCAUUCCUGUUGUCAGUUCUGGUGGUGUGGUCACUCAGAGUGACCAGAUGGACCAGACUGACCAGGGCAAUGACCCAGUCCAGCCCAAUGAUAGUGUAUACUCAGAGAACGGAGAACAGGCCACGGCUGACUCACAAACUGAUAUUACUACAACCAAAGACUCCUGGGACAGUGCUGGAAAAAGAACUGCGAUAAAAAGUCCAUCAAGGGAACCGAGUAUUGGAAAUAGUUCAAAUGGACAGAGCAAUGAUCCAUCAAACCUGACAAGGCAUUCUCCCAAGACUGGCAUCGUUUCUCAUUCCAAUACACUAUCAAUGGAGGCGAGUACUACUGCUAGUACUCAACAGGGGGAGAGUAUACAGACUUCAGGUAAAGAGACUAAGGGCCCCGUCUCCUCCUCCUCCUCUUCCUCCUCAUCCUCCUCCCCCUCCCCAUCUAAGUCUUCCUCUGCGGAGCCAGUGCAAUGUGGGGAGUGUACCACGGACUUUGACACUUUGCAGAAAUACAUGGAGCACAGUUGUUCCCAGUCCAGCGUUCAGCAGGUGGGACAGGGUGCCGACAAAGAUGGUGGAGAUAGGGAUGAGGAGAGUGAGUUGAGCGACGUGGAGAGCUUUGAUGGGAAAAUAGUGUACAACCCUGACGGCUCAGCUUACAUUAUUGAAGGAGAUUCAGAAAUCAGUGACGAUGAUUCGAUUAUGGAGGAUGUUCCAAAACAAGAAGGGAGUAUUGUGGACCAUAGGGGUAAACCCUCCACAUCACAAAUGGCUGCAUUUCCACAGAUCGCAAAUGCUGUGUAUAUUCACAGAAACCCUGCAGCAUUCUACAGUGCUUAUUAUGCUAUGAUGCCAGAGUGUAAGCCUGAGGCCCCCGUCAUGCACAGUUAUAAAGUUUACGAUGUGCGCACGGGGAGCAAGAAAGAGGAUGAGGAGGAGGAAGAAGAAAAGGACAGUAAAUCAAAAUCUACACCGAAACUGCCGAACGUAUCAUACUCCAUAGUCCCAACAAAACCCAUUCUCAUGUGUUUCAUUUGUAAACUGUCAUUUGGUUUCACUAAGUCCUUCACAGCCCAUGCUACAGGAGAGCACGGUAUGGUGCUCAAUGACAGCGAGAAAGAAAUUAUGUCACGGCCUAAUUCCUCAGCAAUCAUUCAAGGCGUGGGUAAAGAUAAACAACCCUUAAUGUCGUUCCUGGAGCCCAACACUCCGCCACAAGGAGAUGGAGACCAGGGAAGUGGUCCAUAUUUCCGCUUUAACUCUGGCUCAGUUCAGAGAAAUUCAGGCACUGGUGAAGGCUUUGAUCUUUCCACAUCGAGUGAGCAGAAUGCUAAAUCUUCCAAGUCCAAGGCCCUGCCAUCCAAUGGCAAGGUUGAUGAAGGUGCUGUCACAAACACCGCUAAAACAACGGGAUCAAAUUCCGUCUUUUCUGCUCAAGAUGAGGUUCAGGGUGGUGCUAACAUUGACAAAGGUGUUAAAACGAAUCCAGAGUCUUCGCACCAGGCAUCACAAAGGGAUGGUCCCUCUAACCCCAAACUUUCUACAGCCUCAGAAACUGACCCUUUACUGGUCAGCCCCGAGACGGCCAACAGACUGAACAACAAUCACGACAAGAAAUUCAAUCUCCAUCUUGCACCAGACCUGGGGAAGAAUGCGCUGGGGGUUCCUUCAGAUACCAGCGCCACCACACCAAACUCUCCCAGUAUCAGCAUGGCAGAUAUCAUGCAGAAAAUGCAAGCUUCGCAAUCCCAAAUGAACCAGAUGUUGUUUAACGCCAGUGGGGUGGUGGGAGAGCUGAAAUGUGAGGAACACCCCAUGGGAAAGCAGCAGGGGGUGGAGUGCCCCAAGUGUGACAUGAUUCUGGGCUCCUCGCGCUCCCUGGGAGGUCACAUGACAAUGAUGCACUCCCGUAACUCCUGCAAGACCCUGAAAUGCCCCAAGUGUAAUUGGCACUAUAAAUACCAGGAGACAUUGGAGAUACACAUGAAGGAAAAACACCCAGAGAAUGACACACAGUGCAUUUACUGUAUUACCAGUCAGCCCCAUCCGCGUCUUGCCCGUGGGGAGUCCUACACCUGCGGGUACAAGCCGUAUCGAUGUGACGUAUGCAACUACUCAACCACGACGAAAGGUAACCUCAGUAUUCACAUGCAGUCAGAUAAGCACAUAAAUAACAUGCAGGAAUUGCAGAACCAGCAACAGAUGAACAAUCAGCAGGGUUCCACUAAUAAUGCUGCCCCUAUAGAAGUCCCCCUGUCCCCACAGACCCCACAGACCCCACCCGUGUCGGCUACGCCCACUGAGAACAACAACACGUUAUCAUCAGUGGCUGCUGCUGCAGCUGCUGCAAAGAAGGUCAAACCGAAAGCUUCAUGGAGGUGCGACGUGUGCAAUUAUGAGACCAAUGUGGCACGCAACCUGCGCAUUCACAUGACUAGCGAGAAGCAUACGCAUAACAUGAUGGUGCUACAGCAGAACGUGAAGCACAUGCAGCGCGACAUGCAGCUCCAAAUGCAGCAGAUGGCCAUGCUACAGCAGGAUCUGGGCAUGAUGGCGCUGCCUUCUCCGCUGACACCAGGGGGCAUCCCAGGCUUCCCAUUUGACCAGGCUGCCAUGUUCAUGUCUCAGCACAUGCCGCCACCUGCCAUUGACUCCCCGGUCGAUUUAUCCAAGGAGCCAGGCAGUGGGAGUCAGGCAGAGAGCAGCAGUCAAGAAGAGAACCCAGCAGUGAUGGAACCCAGCAAGGUUUACCACUGCUGUAUAUGCGCCGUGUACUGCACAGACUCCAUAGGCUCCCUGCAUCAACAUAUACAGACAGAUCGCACAAAGCAGGGUGAAGGAGACAACAUCACAGUGGCAGCUGGCAGCUACCUGUGUAACCUGUGUCAGUAUAAAACCAACCUCAAGGCCAAUUUUCAGCUUCACUGUAAAACUGACAAACACUUACAACGACUUCAGCUGGUCAACCACAUAAAGCUGGGCGGACCGGCCAACGAAUGGAGACUCAAGUACAUGAACGCCAGCAACCCUGUGCAAGUGCGCUGCAACGCGUGUGAUUAUUACACCAACAGUAUUCACAAACUCCAGGUGCACUCCACCAAUCGCGCACACGACAUCAAGAGUCGUAUCUUCCACCACCUACAGCAAUGCGAGGGCGAGCUGAAGGGGAACCAGAAGUAUUACCACUGCAUGUUGUGCAAUGUCUCGACGAAAACUAAACUCAGCAUGAUUCAGCACGUGGCGUCCAUGGCGCAUGCUCGCAGCGAGGGUGAGCAGCAUAGUCAGGGUCAGGAAAUGCCGCAGGAAGGGGACGUCACUUUGGAGGCGCUCACUGUCAGAGAGGGCAAAGGUGACUGUGAAAGUGAUACAUAUGAGGAAGAUGGAGACCAGGUUGCUGACGAUAUGGACAUUAGUCAAGAUGGAGAGGUGGUGAGAGAAGACACAGACAGCACACUAGAGUCCACAAAUGGUGCUACAGGGAACUCUCUAGACCAUCACCAGAUGUGUCCAUUCUGUAACUACACGUGCAGUAGCGAGGUGCGCAUGCACACACAUGUUCUACAGCAACAUAACAACCAGCAGCAGCAGCAACAACAACAUCAGCAAGCGGCACCGUCUCAGUCCAGCCAGAGCCAGCCGUGUCCACUGUGCCAGGAGGCGUGUAUGGACACUCUGGCCAUGGAGGGUCACCUGAUGAAGGUUCACAAUGUCAGCAAGGAGGGCAUGCAGAGAAUACUGUCCAUGGUGGAUGCGGUUCCGGCCUCUAAACCUGACCAUACAGUGGCGCCCUCUGAAGAGAGUAAGAGAGGAGAUGAUCCACAGCAGACGGCGGAUGAACUGCAGGCUGACAACGGUGCAUCCCCAGACUUCAUAAACCUGGAGCAACACCCCUUGAAUGAUGAAUACCGCUGCCAGACAUGCACCAAGACAUUCCAGAACAUCGACCUCCUGUACGCACACCAAAACGAGCUGGGUCACCUAGAGCUGAAGCAGACACCACGCGGACCCGGGUACCUUUGCUGGAAGAAAGGCUGUAACCAGUACUUCAAGACGGCCCAGUCCCUUCAGGUUCACUUCAGAGAAAUUCACGCCAAACGACAGCAGGCCGCCAUAUCUGAACGCCACGUCUAUAAGUUUCGCUGCAGUCAGUGUAGCUUGGCGUUCAAAACCAUGGAGAAGCUACAGCAGCACCAGCAGUACCACAUGAUCCGUGCUGCCACCAAAUGCAUAAUAUGUAACCGCAGCUUCCGUACUGUAGCCUCUAUGCAGCAGCACAUGGAGGCUGCUCACUUCGAGACCAUGUCAGAGGCCGAGAUAGCCGAUUACCAGUCACGAAUGGCUGCCAACCCACUGGUCAUCCUGACCCAGCAACAACAGUCACUACAGCAACUGUCUAACAAUCACCAAGAUGACGAGGACAAAGAUGAUGUUCCUGGUGAUCAUUUGGCUAUAGAUAACUCAGAUGGAGCAAACAUGGGAGAAUCAGACAUGACCAAAUCUCCUUCUGUGGAUGAGAAUUCUUUGAGUCGAGGGGAAGAUAUGUUGGAUGUGAACGACAACUCCAAUGAGGCAUCAAAUGACUCGACCCAGUCAGACUUCGAGUACAUCAACACUCAGGCAUUUGCUGAGAACAGCUACAAUGACCCCACCAAGAAAUACAAGUGUCAUCGCUGUAAGGUUGGAUUCUCCAAGCAGAGUUUCCUCAGUGCGCACAACAAAACCUUACUCCAUCGCCGCGGUGACAAGCUGAGUUACCCCAUGGAGAAAUACCUGGACCCCAACAGACCAUUCAAGUGUGAGACCUGUAAGGAGUCAUUUACACAGAAAAACAUACUUCUGGUUCACUACAACUCGGUGUCGCACCUCCAUAAGCUAAAGCAGCAACAACAGCAUUUUGAAGGAACACAGGGUAACAGCUCCUCAGCCACCAGCCCCCUCACCCCUAGCAGUUCAAGCCCUCCUGGGACAUCUACUGGGGUCUCUCUGGGCACCUCCAUCGUAGGGAGCUCACACCCUACAACUUCUGCCCUGGCUGCAGCGCCCUCUUCAGGGUUGACAGCACCAACAUCAUCCACAUCUCCCAUGCCCAGCAGCCCUGCCCUAUCAGGCAAUCAGACAGAGGAUAAGAAGCCAUACAAGUGUAACAUAUGUAAGGUUGCCUACAGCCAGAGCUCCACUCUUGAUAUCCACAUCCGCUCAGUGUUACAUCAGACCAGGGCUUCCAAGCUGCAGGAGCUGGCCAUGACAGGCCAGGUGGACCUCUCACAGCCUCUGUUUGAGCAGCCAGACCAGCAGUCCAAAACCCAGCAGCACCAUAAGAAAGUGCUGGCGGAGAUGCUGCAACAGAAGGCGCAAGCUGCUCAAUCCCCAGCCGCGUCAUCGGCCACCUCCUCCUCCUCCAUUGUUGCUCAGCCUCCAGUAUUAACACAGGGUAUGUCCAGCACCUUAGGUGAAUCGAGCUCACAGAUACACCGGAAUAGAAUUUCUCAGCCCGAGAGCAUGCAACAUGACCUGCAUCCCCCCAGCACCCCAAAAGUACCCAAAAUGUCUGCAAUCUCGGAGCAGGGGGAGAGAGCCAUCACCAGCAGUGAGGCUGCCGGACACCCUCCCAUGCAUGUGUGCACAAAGUGCAACUCCAUCUUUAACUCCCAUGAGGUUCUGGUCCAGCACCAGCAGAUGUAUUGCUACUUCCAGCCACCUCUCACCAGAGGGAUACGCAUACAAGCACAGCGCAGUCUCCUGGAGAACUUUGGCUUUGACUGCGUCAUGCAGUUUAAUGAGUACAACCAGAAGAGGAAAGUCGUUGAGAAGAAGGAAGAGAGCGAACAGGAAGCUGACAAAGAGAAGGAGGACGAGGAGAGGAAGGAAAAGGUGGACAGCAAAAGCGGAGUUAAAGAAGUGAAGAUGGACCUGCCAGAGAUCAACAAGUGCGAAUGUUUGACAUGCGGGAAGCAGUUCUCCAGUCUGUGGGUGCUCAAGGCGCAUCAGGAGGAGAUCCACAAGGAGCUGGUGCCAACAAAUUAUGUGGAACGUAUCGGAGAUGACUUCAGAGAGGACUAUGAGAAAAAAUGCCAGACUGCUCUGCAGGAUGACGUAUUUGUGGCCACUUCAGCUAGCCCCAGCACUAGCCAGGCAGAAGCAGUGUUGCAGUCCCAAGCCCAGAACAUGGCUCCCCUGACCCCCUCGGCCCUGGACAUGGCCCACCUAGCACAGAUGCCCAUGUUUGGCAUGUUGCCCUUUGGCCCCCUUGGAAUGCCCAUGAUGAUGAACAUGAUGCCACCCCUGGGUCUUCACAUGAUGCCUGGGAUGGACGGGUUCACUCCCCCAGGGUUCCUCCCAAUGCUGGACCCCAACUUAAUGGCUGCACAGAAACAGCAGCACCAGCAGCAGCAGCAACAACAACAGCAGCAGCAGCAACAACAGCUAGCUGCUCAGCAACAGAAGAGAGCACGCACACGCAUCAACGACGAACAGCUGAAGAUCUUACGAGCUCAUUUUGACAUCAAUAACUCCCCCAGCGAGGAGCAAAUAAUUGCCAUGUCAGAGCAGAGCGGACUGCCACAGAAAGUCAUAAAACACUGGUUCAGGAACACACUGUUUAAAGAGAGGCAGAGGAACAAGGACUCUCCAUACAACUUCAGUGUACCACCCCAGACCACUCUGAACCUAGCAGAGUAUGAAAAGACGGGCAACCUCAGCCCCAAGUCCUCUGAGAAUGAUGACCGAGAUAAACACGAUACUCUGAUAUCCAAUGAUGAGUCUGAUGAUGAUGGCAUGUCCAGUAUUGCAGAUGACCCUUGUCCUUCCACCCCUACAACCCCAGGGCCCUCGUCAUUGGGUCAUAACAGGAUGUCAAUCAGUGCCGCAUUUGGACUGCCCCCUAUGUCAAGAGAGGACCAUUCCACACCAUUCAGUAAGUCUUCACACUAUAUGAUGAGCAGCACUCCUACACAGAACCAUGACCAGCGUGCACGCGUUACCACACCCUCUGAUGAUUAUUCAGAUGACACCAAUCAUAGUCUAAGUGGAUCUGGAAAACGUGCUAAUCGCACACGAUUUACUGACUACCAGCUGAAGGUUUUACAAGAUAGUUUUGAGCAGAAUGCCUACCCUAAAGAUGAUGAAUUGGAGCACCUCUCCAAGGUGUUAAACCUCAGCCCCAGGGUCAUUGUGGUGUGGUUUCAGAAUGCGAGACAGAAAGCCAGGAAAAAUUAUGAAAAUCAGCCACAAGUUGAGAUUGAAGAUACCGACGGAAAUCGUUACCAGCGCACGCCUGGGCUUAAUUACCAGUGUAAGAAAUGCCUGACUGUGUUCCAGCGUUAUUAUGAGCUCAUUAAGCACCAGAAGAAGUACUGCUAUAAGGAUGAGGAUAUUUCAUUAGCACAGGCAUUUGGCAUAGCAGAUGAGGACACAAACUCAACUGGCAGUUCCAAUCAGAGUGAGGCAGAACAGGGAGACCACAGUGACAGCAAAAUUAGAGAACGAAGGCAGUCUGCGUCAUCUGGGAAAGAAGAGGCCAACUUCAGUUGUGAAAAGUGUAAUUUGUCAUUCACACGCUUUGAUUUGUGGAGAGAACAUCAGAAUGUUCAUUUAAUGAAUCCUAACUUGUUUCCAGCAUAUCCACCAGACAGUGCAUUUGCUAUGCUACAGACUGUGGCCAGCCAGCACCGGGAAGACAAGAUGGGCAACAAACGCAAGGCCUCUGAGGUCUCCAUGGAUGAAGAUGAUGAGAGGGAUGAUGGACAGCCCAGAGACAAGCGCCUCCGCACCACCAUCCUCCCAGAGCAGUUGGACUAUCUGUAUCAGAAAUACCAACUGGACUGUAACCCCAGUAGAAAACAGCUGGAGAACAUCGCAGCCGAAGUGGGCCUGAAGAAGAGGGUGGUGCAGGUGUGGUUCCAGAACACGCGUGCGCGCGAACGAAAAGGUCAAUAUCGUGCCCACACUCAGUUGAUUCACAAGAGGUGCCCUUUUUGCCGUGCCCUUUUCAGGGCCAAGUCUGCCCUGGAAUCUCAUCUGGCCACCAAACACCCUGAAGAUAUGGCUAAGGGAGAAAUCAGGAUAGAGGACAUUCCUGAUGCCACCAGUGAGGGUCCAGUCUCCCCUUCCACACCUUCUUCAGCAGCCACCUCCCCAGCCAGUGAGACCAAGCCUCUAUUGUCGCCACCUUUUGGCAUGCACCCCUUCAUGCCAUUUAUGCCACCCCCAGGGCUGGGUCUCCCACCCAUGACAGACCCCUUGCAUCAGACCAUGAAGAAGAUUUAUGAGGACUCCCUGAAGAAGUACAUUGAUGAGCUCAGUGGGGCAGUUCACCACCCGAAGCAGGUACCUCCGUCUUCUCAGCUGCCGCCACCUCCUCCUCCUAAACAGUCCUCUGAGACCCCAUCACGUCAUUCCAGUGGAAUGUCAGAGCAGACGACACCCAAGAAAAAUUCCUCUUCAACGUCCACCGUCAGUAAACCUGAUGACAAUGAUUCUCCACUAGAUCUCAGUAAGCCAAUCAGAGUGAAGACGGAAAUGGACAGUGUGCUGGAGGGACCAACUACGGAUAUGAGUGAGAGAAGUAACGACGGCGACUUGAACUCCUCACGCAACUUCAGUUUUGACGACUCCCGCUCUGACACCUACUCUGAGUGCACGGAGAAUUGUGAUGACGACGAACUUUCACCGCAGUCGGGUUCUAUGAAUUCCAUGGUGCCUCACAGGAUUCCAGGCAAACGCUACCGCACUCAAAUGACCAACCUCCAGAUCAAGGUGAUGAAGUCACUGUUCUCCGACUACAAGACGCCCACCAUGGCAGAAUGCGAGAUGCUCGGUCAGUUCAUAGGGCUACCAAAGCGCGUGGUUCAGGUCUGGUUCCAGAACGCCCGGGCCAAGGAGAAGAAGGCCAAGCUGGCGUAUUCCAAACACUUUGGCCAGGAGCUGGAGUUCUCGCGCCCUCCAGAGGAGUGCAAGCUGUGCAAAUUCAAGUAUUCACACAAGUACACUGUCCAGGACCAUAUCUUUACUAAGAAGCAUAUAGAGAAUGUCAAGAAACACAUCCAACAGGAGACUGAUGCGGAGAACUUUGCCAACCCAAUGACAUCGCUCUUGCGCCAACACGAGUCAGAGCAGAUGAGAAAAUUAAUGGAGGCAAGCGAAGCAUCACAUUUGGCACAAUUGAGAGUAAUGGGACUAAAUGCCAUGGGACUGCCCAGUGGAGCUGCCGGAUCUGGUAACGUCAGCCCAGGAAAUGUUUUUCCAGAGCCAAAACCCUCUGCCACUUCCAGUAAAGACUUGGCUAAGACUCCCACGCGAGUGAAACAGGAACCUAAAGAUGAUGCUGAUGCAUCUACAGCACACAGUGAAGGAAAAAAGAAGGACUCUGCUACCUCAUCAUCUAGUUCAGCCAGUGACAGCUCAGUGGCAUCUAGUCUGCUCUCCCCAUUUGGCCCAGUGCCAGGAGGCGAGGCUGGCAUGUACCCCUUGAUGUACACGGGUAUGCCUGGUAUGUUCCCUGGUAUGGGGAUGCCAUUUAUGCCACCAGGGUUCUUUCCAGGCAUACCCAUGAUUGAUGAUUUGGGGAUGCCUUUUCCACCUCCAGGGGGUCCAUAUGGAAUGGAGAACAUGUUCUCAUUUGACCCCAUGACCUACGGCACACCGCUGGCGCUGCUCCAGAUUCCUCAGCAAGCGAUCAGAACAGUUGUCUCAAAAAUAGCAGAGCAGAACACCACCCUGGCGCGCUACACACAAGACUGUCUCUCAUUGGCUGACGUCAAGAACAUUGUGAGUGUACGUGAUGCUGCGUGCACCAGUGAGUUCACCGUGGACGUGGGUUUUGUCUGCAAAAAGUGUCACCUGGUGUUCCCCCAGCGCGAUGCCUGCGUCAGUCACCAGAGGGCAUCUUGUUACCCCGGAAAGAACCCCAACGAGGUGAAGUCCAUUUUGAAGCUCGAGCAGGUGCAGUAUAAAUGCACCUUAUGUGGAGAAAGCUACUCAACUCUGCAGGAGUAUAAACUGCACUGUAAUCUUGUCACACACAAGGCCAAACUCAGCAAGGCAGAGGCUGCAGGCACCUUCCGGUCUCCAAUGGGACUGGCUGCUUCAGGGAAUAAGUCAGCAGAGGGAGCCACCAGAAGUGGAACGCCCAAGAAAAGCACAAGCUGAGGACAUUGUGCAUUUUAGCACUCAUUCACUAAUUAGUACUAGAAGCUGCAUUUACUAAAUAUCAAUCAAACUCACAAAGACUUCACUUGUAAAAGUAUUUUAACAUGUGACUUGUAACUGCGCAAAAUCACUUAAAAACGGAGAAUAACCUAAACACAAUAAGAUACCUGUCAUAUAUAUUGGUAAUAAGUGAAAACACGGCAAUAUAAACCUAGAGGCAAUCUUCAACAUACAGGCAAUCUUCAAUUCAUAUGACAGCGGUUUUCCACAGUGGAGAAGAUGGAAAAAGUAAUAUUUGUGUUUCUAAGUUGUCUCUCUGUGUGACUUAUAGAUGUUUGUCCAGUCAUUACAGUGGAACUUGGUGUCAGUGCACUUUUAAUAUGGGUGUAGUAUUGUUACAAUGUAACUUUGUAUUAUCAGGUGGGGACUUGGAACUGAGGCAAGCGUCGUUGAAAACUUACUUCAUGAGUAAUCAAAAGGACAGCCAUUUCACCAUUUCUGUGUACAUAUUGUGUAAUCAUAAUUUUGUUUUCAUUUACUUAGACGUCUGAGCACCUGAUAAUGCAUUAUAUAGUUUGACUGCCUCAUAUUGUUAAGACAAUUGUAAAGAUAUAUAUGGUACUUUAUAUACAUAUCGUCCAUUAGUGGGCUGAUAACUGAUCCACCUACAAGACGGUGAUAUGUUUUGAAGGAUUUUAAAUGGAGAAGCAACAGGUAUUAAUUGUGAUGUUUUGACUAAAAACUGAUCUCCUGUGACUGAAGAGCUCAGCCAUUAAUUAACAGUGCGUCAAGUGAUAAGGCGUCAGGAAUGAUAUAAGUGUAUGAAGAAUCUGUGUUCAGUCACUGAAUGUUUUAACUGUAGAUGUCACUGUGAGCAUGUCGAAUUGAUGUCAGAAGUCCCGUGGGAGAGUUGGUUGUAGUGCUCAGGAGAUGCUCAGAUGGUAUCAAAUGUAAUACGUGUUGUGGAGAAAUUAUUGCAAUACAGUUUACUUGAGUGAUUUGUCAGGCACUAUUAUUAUCUAUCAUAUUAUGUAUUAGUAACCAUAUAUAUAUAUAUUAUAACUAUAUAUAUAAUUACAUAUAAAUCUAUAUAUUCAGGGAUGUAUAACUCGAGGGCAGGGUUGCACCAGAAGCUGAGCUUUUAGCAUAUGCCAAAGGAAAAAAAGAAAUCAUGUCAAAUUUUGUAUAUAUAAGUCGUUGUAUUUGAUGACAAAUUGACAAUUUAGAGUAGCAGAGGACAAAUUUGAACUUCAAGUUUUGCAUGUUUUUGUUUGGAAUUAGCUUUUGGUUUUUUAAAAUAAUUUUGGUUGAAUUAUAUUUUCAGUUCUCUUAGAUGUUGAAGUAAAGAAUUUGACUGAAAAUGUCCAAUAUUGGACUGACAAAGAUGUGAUGGUUACCAGAGUCAAAGAUUUAUGUGAAUUAUGAAAAUUUGUUACCUUGUUGGCUAUCAGCCUAAGUAGAAACUGGUGCUUAGCAUAAAUUUAUAGAACGUGAGUGGCAAUUUUUCCUAGAGGUAGAAACAUUGGUAGAGGCGACUAGAACAACUAUAUGUUCAAUUUGUUAUGGUUUAUUAUGCAUAUUGUUGACAUUAUUACUGAAUGAAGAAGCAAUGGGAGGCAUGAAGGUGAUGAAUCCAAGGUGCAUAUUAAGAUGGAAAAAAAAGCUAACAAGAAAGUUAAAGUUGGCCAUGCCGACAUCACUUUCUCUGACAUGUUUUUUCAUUUUUUUCAUAUUAAAAUAGUGACUCAAAGUCACUCUGUUGGCUGGAAAUAAAAUAAAAAGAGCUCAAGAUUUUUGUUAUGCAGCCAUGUUAACAUGUAUAUUUGCUAGGAUUUUUAUUACUGUUCUAUAUGUUUCCAAUGACGUACUGAGUUCCUGGCGUAAGAUACUCCGACAACUUAUUUUGUAUGUAGUAGUUGACAUUGUAGUGUGCAAAGGCUUCCAUAAGCAUGCUAAGAGCUGCAUCAUUUUUACCUCUAUGGCAUCAUCUAUUGCAAAGCAGUAACGAGAUUGCCAUAGAAAUCUAGCUAGAUAGAUUAACUGUUACGUAGUUGUAAAGAAAAAGCACAAAUAAGUAUUUAGAUUACGUUGAGGUUUGCUUUAUGCUUGAGUCCGGUCAGAUGUGAAAUGGUUAAGAUUAUGAUACAGUUUCAUGUUUUGUUGUAACCGAUAUUGUCUGCAUGGAAUCUGAAUAUUCUGUUACAUUGUGAUCAUGUGAUUGAACAUCGCAAAUUUGUCAAACAAUUUGUUAAAUAUACCUCCUAAAGUAACUGAGAGAACCUCAAAAUGGAUCGUGAUACGAAAAAAUAAACAGUAGUGACUUAGAGAGAUAUUGUUACAUUUUUAGGUUGACUGUUAUUUUGCACAAUAUUUUUAUGGUAAAGUAACAGUGUACAGGAACAUGCAUUGGACAUAUGAUAAACAUUACAGCAUUUAGCAGUCAUUAUUAAAAUGAUAAUUAGAAUUAUUAGUAGUUCUGUUACAAAGAGCUCAAGGCAUUUGUUACGCUUAUACAGUUUAGAGAAUUCUGCGAGGCAGAAGGUGAAACUUUUACUGGGGCUGAAAUGCAGAAAGCUGCAGCUGGCUGGAGAUCCCACUGCAGUUUCAAAGCAUAUUUUUUCCUUUUUUUUUCACCUCAGAAAAGUGGCGGUUAUUAGAUUUUGGCAGGUUUUUUGCUGAGGUAGUAGUGCGCAUUUGCAAUCAUAUUUGUACAUAUGGUGAAGUAAGGAUUGAGACGGUAUAUUGUGGCUGAGGUAUGGGUAUGUGCCUGGAGACACUGAAGUGGAAGUGGAUACGGUGUGGGUUGUACUGUUAUCCCUAUGGAUACAGUUCACACUGCCAGAGCCUAGUAUUCACACUUGGGUUGUGUAUGUAGCGUUUGCUGAGGUAGGCAUCAGGAUGCUACAAACCAGACAUUUUGCACAGUAGAUACAUUAUAUGUACUUAUAUGUAUGCCACUAACACGUAGUUUUUACUCGAAGCAUUUUUAAAAGCUACACAUUGUUUCCACUUCUACACACUGUCUCCUAGCAACCAAGUUCCAAGUAACACUUACAAGGGAGAUAUGAUUUAAUUCUGGUCUCAGACUGUGGAAAACUUUAUUACAGUUAUUAUUAUUAUUUUUUGUUCUUUUAUUAACAUAGAAAGAAGUAUAUUAUAUUCUAUACAAACAUAUUAUAUAUAUACAUAUUAUCAGAAGCACUGGGUAUAGACAGUCUGUUCUAUAUUUUGUUAUUUUUCAUUAUGAUUAUCCAGUCCCUUUACUGACUAGUCUACCCCUACGCUGUCAAUAACUAUAUGUAGUAUUGCUUGUGCUCAUUAAAAGGAAAUACAAAAAUGGGA
This is a messenger RNA of Lingula anatina, 14581 nucleotides long. RefSeq names its product zinc finger homeobox protein 3. Gene Ontology annotation, biological process: regulation of transcription by RNA polymerase II. NCBI's taxonomy places the organism in Eukaryota, Metazoa, Brachiopoda, Lingulata, Lingulida, Lingulidae. Gene Ontology annotation, cellular component: nucleus. The record is from RefSeq and is a predicted model, not a curated record. Gene Ontology annotation, molecular function: RNA polymerase II cis-regulatory region sequence-specific DNA binding; zinc ion binding; DNA-binding transcription factor activity, RNA polymerase II-specific.